This is a messenger RNA of Anopheles stephensi (Asian malaria mosquito), 555 nucleotides long. Its product is annotated as reactive oxygen species modulator 1. Gene Ontology annotation, cellular component: TIM23 mitochondrial import inner membrane translocase complex. The record is from RefSeq and is a predicted model, not a curated record. The transcript has 2 exons. Gene Ontology annotation, biological process: protein insertion into mitochondrial inner membrane; protein import into mitochondrial matrix. NCBI's taxonomy places the organism in Eukaryota, Metazoa, Arthropoda, Insecta, Diptera, Culicidae. The coding region runs from base 218 to 463 and encodes 81 amino acids.
UCACCGGCAACUCACCGUGAAUUGCAGCUGUCAACGUCGUGCUGCCUGUCAAAGUAGCACCGAAAUUUCUAUUACGUGAUAUUUGUGCAUUGUUGCGACUAAACAAUAUUGCACCACGAGUUUUGUCGACCAAAAACGCCGGAAUUCCUAUUGAGACCAAGAGUAAUUUGUGUGUCGAAGCUUGUUCCAGUCGAUCCCCCACAAAAAAAAAACAACCAUGCCUGCAGUCCCGGGAGGUGUAUACAAUCAGAACCAGCAGCCGAGCUGUUUUGACCGGAUGAAGAUGGGUUUCACGAUUGGAUUCUGCGUGGGAAUGGCAAGCGGUGCACUGUUCGGUGGCUUUUCCGCACUGAGAUACGGAUUGCGCGGUCGGGAGCUUAUCAACAACGUGGGCAAAGUGAUGGUACAGGGAGGUGGUACAUUCGGCACCUUCAUGGCAAUUGGAACAGGCAUUCGAUGCUAAACUCCCGGAUGUGAUGGGAGUUGAUGGAGCAUUAAAACUUUUACGUUUAAGCAUUGUUACGAAUAAAUUAGCGCUACCCUACAACUAAACCU